GCUGUGCACACCGGAGGCUACUGCGGUAAGAUGCGGCGGCGCACGAUGCCGAGCCGCGGCGGAUGAGAUGAUGCGCAAUGGCUGAACGAGUCGGGAGGAGAGAGAGAAAAAAAAGAGGCUGUGGUCUGAUUUAAACGAUGGGACAGGACUGAAUGGAUGUUCGAGCGAUUUGUAACGUUUGUGGUGCAGGCCGAGUAGAAAGAUGAGGCGGCGCUGAUUCCACUUUAGGAUGCUCCAGAGCCCGAGAGGAGGGAGAAUAGGCUUCGUCUGUAAACAAUAAGGAAGCAGAGGGGCAUUAAGUAAAGGACACUUAAUCCAGAGCCUGGACCUGAGACCCCGGGGCUUCGAAAAAGGUUGCUCUGUGACAGCUGAGUCAGUCCUCUGUGAGGAGAGGCCAGUGAACGGGGAGGGCGGCGAAGCUCUGGAGACAGCGUCACUGAGCGUCAGCCUGGAAGAAAACAAACUUCUCAUUUCCCUUGCUCUCAUCAGCACUGACAGCUGGACAUCACACCUGCAUGUUUCUCUUCUUCGUCAGGAGACUGUCUAAGUUGAGGAGUGAUAGGUGCAAACAAUCGCAGGUCGCCCGUCAGAAAAACAGCUGAUUCUGUCUUCAGAUGCAGUCAGAAUGAUUUGCUAAGAUAUGAGAUUACAAGGAGAUUCAUCUCCCUCCGGCCAUGUUAGGAAAACAUCGUCUUCGGUACCACUGUCAGAAUUAAUCAGUAAGAAAUUUGUUUCAGCUGUUUCAUAGUGCCCAGUGAUUUUUUUUUAGUUUUUUUUUCUAAAUGAUGAUCUUUUUACCUUUGAGCUGUCAGGCUGUGAAUCAAGAAUAGAUUCUUGAUUGUGGCAGUGCUCCCUCUCACAAAUGAGAAUUCAACUUGAGCUGACAGGCUGCAUUUUAAUAAAGGAUAAGUAAAAACCAACCAAUAAAACAUAGAUGAGGCCCACAACAAGCACUAUGCUCCAGCAGAAUAACAACAACAACUACCCGUGCCUGAGCAUGUCAGGCUCUAGCCGGGAGAUGCUCCAGAAAUGCUCCAGAGCCUCUCUGCCCUUCCCCAGCCGACUGGAGCUGGGACUGGCAGAUCUGCCGCUCAUUCGGGGUCUCCGAGCCUGGGCCCUGUGUUCCAGGAAUCGCCACAAGACUGCUAAUCUGCUGGGAGGAGGACAAGCACCCACAGCUCCUCCUGCAGGUCGAGGAGGUUCAGCAUCAUGCCCCAGGCCUGCAGAUGUUUGCCUGAGUGGCGAGUGGGGUCGCAUGGGAUAUGGGCUUCCGCUGGGGGUGGACAGUAGGCAGGCUGGAAUCGGAGCUUUGGUAACAGUUGCCACUCUGAAGACCUCAGAGGGCAGCGGGAAGACUCAGACUCAGUGUCUGUUCCUCCGGACUGAGAAAGGAAGCUGUUUGUAUUCAGCAGCUAAGCCCAACUCUGGAGUGACAACCAGUGCAGCCUCCAGUGUGGUUGGAGGAUGGCUGCGAGGAAAGACUGGAGUAGGAGGAGGACGCAGAGACACUCCAGCUGGGCCAACUCCACCGGCACAGACUGGAGCAAACCGGGUUAGGGUGCGAUCAGGGAGGAGAUGGAGGAAGUCUGGCAAUGCAGCGGGCCGGGAGAAAACAGGCGUGAGCAGAGAGAGGCAGCAGAGGAGCAGGGAAGUUCCUGCUGGUGAAAUCGCUGUGGAAGAAAGGCAGGAAGAGCAAGACAAAGGAGGCCUGGACUGUAAACAGUUUCCCACCCCACAGCAGGACAGCCGGCGAGCCAGAUGCAGCCACAGCGUUUCUCCUAAAUCCUGCGUCCAAUGUGGAAGGAGAGCACAGAGGAGGAAAAGCCAGGAUGGACACGAGGGAGGCAUCCCGAACAGGCUGAACAGUGAGGUGACGGGAAUGAGGAAGGAAAGGCAAAAGAAUGAAGAGGAGGAUAAGGGAGGCCUCGGCAAGUUAGAGUCUUCCAGCUCUGUUUUGACUGAACUAAACCCUGACCUAGAAUCUACCCGUUCUUACAGCGACUCCCACGACAGCUGCGAUGUGGGAGAAACAAGAGAAACUGAGAGCAGCGAGGGGCAGAAGACACAAGCUUCUCAGAGCAAGGACGGCUAUUCAGAGGAACAAGAAGACAGAUACACUGAAGGAAACAACGUCACCCAUGGACAUUCUGGGUUGAUUGAUAAUUCAAGACAUAAGAACAGCAUUACUGAGAGAAAACCAAGUAAAUGCCCCUGUGAAGAAGAAGGGGCUAAUGUAAACGGAUUUUCUGAUCUCGAUGAAGCAGGUGAAGAAUCAGAGAAAAGGGCUGAGUGUGCAGAUGUUAAAGAUGAAAAGGAGAACAUCAGCGAGGCUCUUGAUGAAUUUUCCAGCUGGUGUGCAGUCUUUACGCCUGCCUCCAGCAGCACUGGAGUCUCCCUCAGUUUUAACAAGUCAGCCGCACCCAUAGAGGGCAGCGUCUGCAGUGCUGACCAUGAAACUUGUUGGGUUCAGGCUGAGCAGGAGCAGGAGAAUCACGUUGAGGGGUAUCAGCAAGAGGAAAAAGACUCUGGGGUCACGGGUGAAGAAGAACAGGCCAAUGAAAAAACCACUGUGAAUGAGAUAUUAAAUAAUAAACCUCAAUCUGUGUUUAAAAAUGAGGAGGAAGUGUUACCUUCAUCCCUCACAGAUGGAGAUCAUUCCAUCUCUGAGUCAGGCGAGAGGAUUGUGGCAGACAGCAGCAGCAAAUGUGGGACGAAAGAUGAGCUGGAGUCGGAAGAAGGAAAUUUAGAAGAGAGCCUCAAUCCUGAACAUGGAGACGAAGCUGGGGAUAUUUGGAAGUCGGAUGAAUGUAAAGAACUCACACUCAAAGAUAAUUAUGAAGGGACAGCGAUAAACUGUGCUUCAGAGGAAGACUGGCGGUUACAGGAGGUCGAAGAUGAACGCAGGAAGUGGGAGAAAGAGGAUGGAUACACCUGUGCACAAACAAGCAUCGCCCCUGUUGAACCAAGUGGAGAGACUAACAUCACUAACACUGCCUGCACCAAUCUCCCCACCUCCCCUGCGCUCUCCCAGGCUAAUCCUGCCCCUUCCCUGCCCACCCUGGGAUCCAUGGCAACCGGCCUGCCCUGUCAGGAGGAGGAGGAGGCAGUCAGUGCAACAGCAGGAGACAGAGAAGGAGGCCAAGAAGGGAAGAGAAGAGAGCUGGAGGAGCAGGGUGAGGUGGAGAGUGGCUCCACCGUGGCCACUGACGAAGGGAGGAAGGAGGAGGAGGAAGAUGAGUUUGGAGUGUUCAUGCAGGCGGAGGGAGAGCCAGCCUGGAGCGAGGAGUUCACCAUGUCUGCCUCAGUGCCUUGUGGGAGCAGAGAGAGUGUUGCACUUGGAAAGCAUGCUAUCACCAGUGAGUCGACCCUCUGGACGCCAGGCAAGACGGACAGCUCGUUCCACCAGUCAGACGACACCUGGACAGCCUUCCCUCAGGAUUCAUCAGAUGAAGGUGGAGACGUUGUGGAGCAGUGGUGGCCAGCCAGUGCUGUGGAGGAGAGGAGAGACAGACUCUCAGCCAAUCAGAACCUGGCGGCUGUCUUUGCUGAAGUCUUCCCCUCAUUUACUGGUUCAUCCUCAAGUGACUCCUGUGACCUCAGUACUGUUCCCACACUGAGCCAGCUCCUCAGAGGCGGAGCAAGCCAAGACCAGGGGCUGUUGGACAGUUUCCACGACUUAAACAAAAUGAUCGGCCAGAGAUACAAGAGAGCCAACGGCGUGUCUCGUAACCUGCUGCUGAAGACUUUACACCUGGAGCAGCCGCACACUGAAAGCAGACCUGCUUCCUGGACAGCAAACUGCCGCCUCUCCCCUGGCCUCCCCUCAGCCAAUCAGCAUGCUCAAAAUGCCGCUGCCAAGCGACGGCUGUCCUAUGACUACAACAGGAACAUCAUGGAGUAACUCUGUGGACCUCAGCUCUGGUUUGGCUGUCAGCAUUCACAAUGAAGGACUGCAGGUUUUAACAGGUUUCUCGAGGAUCCGGAUUCACAGCAUAUUAAACUAAGCACUCAUCGACCUGCUGACUCUUUGCACACUUCCUGGUUAUUUAAGCCUGAGACAGUGAGGAGAGCCGGUGUCUCCUCCAGCACCUGCUGAUGUAUACUGGGGGAGUGGUUUUUUUUAUAUCACGUGUUCAUCACCUUGUUCACUAUCACCACUACCACCCAUUAAGUAUCAACCUUACCUACUGAGAUUCUUUGGAGCAUUGUGACCUGUUACAAGGUACACGCCACCACCUUAAAGGCACUCUAAUUUUUUCCUCCUCUAACAGAAAUAGAUCUGAAGCACCACUGCUUUUUGUCUCAAGGGUAGAAUAAAUAUAAAGCAUAUAAUACUCACAUGGGGUGAACUUAAAUAAUAAAAAUAAACGUUUCUCCCACUGAAAUCACUACGUCCAGAUGAACAGAAUCAACCUUUUGUGGUAUAUAAGACAUCAUUUUACAUACAUUGGCGGCCCUGUCAGUCAUGAUUUUUGACAUGCCGGUUGUUUAGCGUACGUCUGCUGUCUCUUUAAAAGUUUGUGGUUUGUUUUUGUCGUGCAGAAAUGGAAGAGUGUAACUGGGGCAAAAAGUUUCUACCUCCAGUGUUGCUGAUCUAACAGACAAAUAAAAUUAUGUUGCACUACACUACAGUUUAAAUUUGAAAUAGAUUUUUUUAUUAAGUAGGAAAAUCCUAGUUCUGAAAAACUGGUAUUCUUCAUAUACUAUAUGCUGUGUACUGUAAGCAUAUUCAUACAAUAUGUCAGUUAGGCUGAAAGGGGAAGAACAUCUGGGGUUAUUGGUUAAGUUUCUAACCAUGAAGACACAGCUUUACUUCACACAGGGGGCCUUUAAGGCUUCUCCUUAUUUCCUGCCAUGUAUAUACUCUCACAGUGAUGGAUGCUCAUGUUGAACAUGGCCAAAGGUUCAAAUAUUGAGCCAUGUAUAUAUAAAAGUAAUUCCUGUGAGCUUAAUAUCCUGCAUAUCAUUUCAGUCACACAGGUGUGGCUGUGAGCACUAAAGCCCCACCUGCCUGUGUUCAAACCAAUCAGGUGAGGCUCUAAUACAGCUUCUUUCAGACGGAGUAUGAGCUGGGGGGCUGCAUCAAUGACCAGUGUGAAUUUUGAAUGAGCAGAACAGGUACAAGACAAACUGUGUCAACGUAGCAUUUUAAAUUACCCAAGCAUCUUUUUCCAAUCUGUGCUUUUCAGUUAUUUCAAAUUGGACUAACAAGCCAUUGUGAUGGAGGCAUACAUGUCUGUAUUAUUGAGUGCCAAGUCAGGUAAAUGGGAACUAUCAGAAAACUAGAUUUGUAGUUAUAUUUCCAGCCACGUUUUAUGAAAGUAGCAUAAAGUUCCAGUCUUCCUCCCGGAAAAGAUCUCUGGGUUUAAUUACAGAAGAAGACUCGAUGACAUGAUGCUUGUUUUUGUUCUGUAGCUCCAUUAAUGUGGUGGCUUGACCCUUUGUAACAGCUUCACUCCUCUUCAGUUUUCCUGUCUGUAGCAGAAACCUCUACAGAUGUCACCAUCGCCUGGAUUCAUGCACAUGUUCAGUAGAAGUAACAGAAAAACCUUUUGUCUAGUCGUGUCAUCACACAGAAGAUCAGAGUCAAGCGUUAUUUUUUUUCCAAAACGUAGAGCAGAUAUAAUAAUGAGUACUAAAGAAAGAUCAAGAUUGUUUUUGUUUUAAUUUUGUUUACAUUUGACAUUUUGAUGCAUGUGCUUUCAUUGUGUAUUUGCUACUGAAAAGCCAGUGACAGGAACAGGUCUCAACUUUGUUCUGGUUCCUCAGAGAAACAAGUUUGUCUUCCAGUUAGUGCCAACAGGAACACCAGAGAAAGUGCCAAUGUUUACGAGGUUACGGAAGUGAUUUCAGGAGGAAAUGUUUGUCUUGUUUCUCAAACACACUGAAGUGGACUCAAACAAAAGCAUGUGAUGUUCCACCUUUUUCUUUCUUUCUUUGUCUUUCUGUCUCGCUUCUUGUCUGCCGAAUGUCUCAGUACAUUCGUUUUAGUUCAGCGCUGUUCUGUAGUCGAGUCCACUUCAUGGGCAAAACUUGAAUUUAGCUGCCGGUCAAAAUGAUAUUUUAUGAGAAUAUUGUUCACAUUAUGUCGAUCAUGCACCGCGUUUCUAAUUUGUGGCACCUCAGAAAACUUUAAGUCGCUCUGUUGUGUAUUUCAAUUGUUAACUCUGUUAAUCUGUGAUGAAAUUCAGAAUCAGUCGUGUGUGUGUGUGUGUGUGUGUGUGUGUGUGUGUGUGUGUGUGUGUGUGCCAUUUAUACAACAUUCAAAUUCUUGAAAAAAUGGAUAUUUUCUGUUACAAUGAGGAGGAUCCAGCUGUCGCCUUGUUGACUGAUGUAAUAAAAUGAUACUGCGUGUUGGCUAAUGCUU
Oreochromis aureus is the source of this 6367-nucleotide messenger RNA. RefSeq lists its product as uncharacterized. NCBI's taxonomy places the organism in Eukaryota, Metazoa, Chordata, Actinopteri, Cichliformes, Cichlidae. The coding region runs from base 935 to 3901 and encodes 988 amino acids. The record is from RefSeq and is a predicted model, not a curated record. The transcript is spliced from 6 exons.